ACCGUUUUAUCUCUAUAACAUAUUAGUUUUGUUAAAAUGCGUCGCCCAAAGUAUUUCACGCCGAAUGAGGUGUCCCUUCACAACACUGUCAAAGAUAUAUGGGUGUCGUAUUUGGGCAAAGUGUACGAUCUGACCCCACUACUGGAGGAAUUUAAAGGUGAUGUGUUAUUGAAGCCUAUUACAGAGUGUGCAGGAAAGGACAUCAGUAACUGGUUUGACCCAAAGACAAAGGACAUUCUUACCCAUGUUGACCUGAUGACUGGCUGCAUUAAAUACUACACCCCUAGGGGGCGCUUUAUACACAUACCCCCUCCCUGCCCUCGCACUGACUGGGCCAAUGACUUCGGGAAGCCGUGGUGGAAGGAUAACCGCUAUGAGGUCGGGCUGCUGUCUGCCAAAACUCGCUGGAUCCGCAUUAUCAACACUCUGACCUCCCAGGAACUGAGGCUGGAGGUGUGUUCAGAGGAGACCUUGGAUGAGAUUCUCCAGCGAUACCUGCGCUACAAUUCCCAUGCGUCAAGCUACACCUGGAAACACAGCGGUGUAAAUUUGGACAUGAGCAAGACCCUGAGUGAAAACGGCAUCCCUGAAGAGGACGAGUUUUACUGCGGAAGCCCAGAGUGUAACCUCUUCUCUCCAUCCAUAUGCCUGUAUUUUAACGACGACCUCACUGAACUCUAAAGACGUACGCAUUAAUAUGAACAAUGGCAUAUAAUUCAUUAGAAUAUUGUAUCCACUGCUAGCAAAUUUAUAGGCAUCUGAGCAAGAACGGCACAUCAACUAUUCAUGCGUUCAGUGCUUUAUCGAUUUCUGUCUAUGGUUAUCUUAUUGCAGCUCUCUGGGCUUCAUCCAAUCAAAAGCUGUGCUACAGAAUAAAAAAGAUGAAUGUCAGCCUACAUAAUAAACCCCUGAACCAUAAAGUCUGGUGGUUGCCAUGGUAAUUGCUCAGAGGAAAUGCAGCAGCUACUGUAUUGUAGGCCACAGCGGGCUCUCAACCCUAAUUAAGUAGCAUUAUAUAUGUAUGCAUGUACACAGAAUUGAUUUCAUGCAACCAACAUAUUAAUGAAAUCACUACUUUAUGAGA
Rhinichthys klamathensis goyatoka is the source of this 1084-nucleotide messenger RNA. RefSeq names its product cytochrome b5 domain-containing protein 1. The transcript has 4 exons. The coding region runs from base 37 to 681 and encodes 214 amino acids. Lineage: Eukaryota; Metazoa; Chordata; Actinopteri; Cypriniformes; Leuciscidae. The record is from RefSeq and is a predicted model, not a curated record.